Molecule: messenger RNA, 1548 nt
Organism: Exophiala oligosperma
Lineage: Eukaryota; Fungi; Ascomycota; Eurotiomycetes; Chaetothyriales; Herpotrichiellaceae
Exons: 2
Coding region: 1-1548 (515 amino acids)
Biological process (GO): positive regulation of transcription by RNA polymerase II
Cellular component (GO): nucleus
Molecular function (GO): transcription cis-regulatory region binding; zinc ion binding; DNA-binding transcription factor activity, RNA polymerase II-specific
Source: RefSeq, a predicted model, not a curated record
AUGUCUUCUCGGUCUCGGAACGGUUGCAUAGACUGUAAAAGGGCCAAGGUCAAGUGCGAUGAAGUUCACCCGUUUUGCGGGACCUGCAGGCGUCGACGCCGUCAAUGCAGUGGUUACAUUCAACCCAUAAAAUCAUCAAGAUCAGUCAACGGGCCUAGCAGUCCUGCGACACCAACCACUUCCAUCUACCGGCUUACAGAUCAUGCAUCCUCACCAGAUCGCCCACUAAACGAACCUCGACCCUUCGCAGCCACUGAAGUACAUGCUAGAGCGUACAGUUCUGCGUGCGAGCCUUUAGUAAGCCCGCAUUCUCCGAUCGCAUCCAACGGUACCCCGUCGAUAGAUGUUCGCUUAUUCGGGUCUGUACCUACGAUACCGGCUGGUACCAUCAACCCUGCAGACCAAACGUUCAUCGAAAUGUAUUUUUUGCGUCAUCCCAAGGACCUGGUUUUUGGCCCUGAAUUCGUCGAGGAGAUGAACUCGAGUGUCAUGAAACUGUUACAGGAUAGCCCUCUGGCCGUUGGCGAUUCGUUGUCCGCUAUCGGCGAAGCCUAUUGUAAAGAUAGCGCCCUCCCCGUGGUACUUCCUGUUGCAAGCAGAAGGGCUAGGAUCCUCGCACGGCUGCGAAGUAUGGAUAAACAAGGAGUAAGCAUGGAGCUCUUGUUGUCCAUCAUGCUCGGCUUAUGUGCAGUAGAGCUCGUCGAUUCCAGCGCCCAACAGCAGACCAGUAACCUACCGGUUCUUCUCGACAAUUUGUCAAUGAUGUUGCACCACCAUCUGCGUGAAAGAGACGAUCUCAACCAGCUCGCUAAAUAUUUUCUCCGCGCAAUGGCCCGACAAGACAUGCUCUUGUCGUUGACACGAUUGCAUCAGUCCAAGAUCCCAACUUCAUGGUGGUUGGACGAUGAAGCCAAGAUUCACGCCGAUCGUUUCAUGGGUUAUACGGGCACUCUUAUGCCAAUAUUAGCCAGGUUGAGUGAUCUUGCUGCAGAUAUCAGGGCGUCUUGGCUGCAGACUGUCGUCGAGGACAAUACUGUUGGUCCCAUUCCCAAGGCAUACCAUACUGAACCCGAUUUGCAUGAUCGCGCUUCGCAAUUACGAAAUGAAUUGAGCUUAUGGCAUCCUACAGUUGAUCCUACGCUCUCAUUCCAGACUUCUCGCAAAUUUCUCAUGCAUGCAAACAGUUAUCGCGAUGCUUCCCUGCUAUACCUCUAUCGGUUAUUCAGUCCACCAGGUAGCUCAGCAGAAGCCGAUCGAGCCGCCCUGACCAUGGCCUAUGAAGUGAUGUCUCACAUUGCAGAUAGCGAAGAGGAUCUGAAAAUGUCUCUGUGGCCUGUGUUUCUUGCUGCUUGCGAGAUGCGCUCUGAUCCUGAUAGGGUCAGCGCUACACAGGUUCUAGAUUCCAUCUGCAGAAGCCGUAAGACAGUCACAGCUCUUGGAACACGCAGCUUUGUUUUCAACAGGGUUUGGGUAGCCAGGGAUGCUGGCAUCGAUUGGAACUGGAUGGCAUUGAAUCUCAAAUACCCUAAUGAAUUGCUUCCGAUUUGA